Molecule: messenger RNA, 1679 nt
Organism: Archocentrus centrarchus (flier cichlid)
Lineage: Eukaryota; Metazoa; Chordata; Actinopteri; Cichliformes; Cichlidae
Product: homeobox protein Hox-A10-like
Biological process (GO): regulation of transcription by RNA polymerase II
Cellular component (GO): nucleus
Molecular function (GO): RNA polymerase II cis-regulatory region sequence-specific DNA binding; DNA-binding transcription factor activity, RNA polymerase II-specific
Source: RefSeq, a predicted model, not a curated record
GCUUCUGCUCGCUCGCUGCAUCGACUUCAUUUGAGAGGCUUUUCUCCCAGUGUGGUUUAUCCACCUCAAAAUCUCUUUAGACGAAAAGGCUGCACUCUAAAUUGGACUCUUCUACCACGGGGCGGCGCUAUUGGGACCAAUGUCAUGGCCUUGGAUCUUUUGAUCUCCACACUCACCUUAAACGCAAGAAGCUCCAAGAUGGAUAUCAUUCCGACUGUUACGUAGCCUCAGAGUGGGAGGGGACUGCCUAACUUCCAGCUUUCCAUUGGUUUUCCUGUCCGCUCGGCGGAGAGGGGGUGCCUCUAAUCAUAUCCAGCAUGUUUUGCACAAGAAAUGUCAGCCAGAAAAGGGUAUCUCUUCUCCUCGCCAAAAUACACCACAAUAAUGUCAUGUUCGGACAGCCCGUCAGGAAAUGCGGUUUUAGUGGAUUCUCUGAUCAGCGGCCGCAACGAGAGUGGCGGAGGUCACUAUACUGGGAGCGCCUUGUGCGUGCCUCACAGCACUGCUACAGAAGUGCCUUACGGACUAAACAACUAUGGAUACUUCCCAGGUAUGGGUAAGCGGAGCGAGGUGGGUCCACAGAACGUGGUUUCCGCUUCGGCCGCCUACAUGUCCACCAUGGAAAUGUGGAUGGACGCGCAGAGGUCAUGUCGGAUGGACCAAGAUCACCCGGUAGGUCCCCAGGUCGCGCCCUGCUCGUUCCCGCAAAAUAUAAAGAAGAGAGCCACCUACUGCCUGUACGAGCAGGCGAAGUGCCCUAAAGCUUCCACCGCCGAAGAUCUUACAUAUUCAAGGUUAACUGUAGCCGGCCAAGGUUCGAGUUCUUGUACAGUUCCCGAUGGCGGCGGCGGGGGCUCAGUGCCUGUGCCGGGCUACUUCGCUUGUCUCAGACGCCACGCACAUUCUCAUAAACUUUACAACACCAACGGCCCCCAGUCGAACCCUUCCCAUUCCCAUUUUGGCCUACACCCCACUGCUCCAGCUCGCUUCCACACGCCUCCAACCUCGACUUCUGCUCCAGCCACGGCACAGGAGGGGAGAAACACCGAGGGGCCCGUGUCCUCGGGAAACGCAGACCUGCAGCCUCACGCUGCGUCGGGGACCGAGGAGGCACGCGACUCCUCGGAUGGAGAAGCCUCAUCAGCUGAAGAAACAGAAGAGAAUGACAAAGACAAAGCAGCACAGUCCAAAAAAGGAGACACAAAAAGUGAAAACACGGCCAACUGGCUGACAGCAAAAAGCGGCCGUAGACGUUGUCCAUACACCAAGCAUCAGACACUAGAGCUGGAGAAGGAGUUCCUCUUCAACAUGUUGACCCGAGAGCGCCGCCUAGUCAGUAAAAGCGUCCACCUGACGGACAGACAGGUCAAAAUCUGGUUCCAGAACCGCAGGAUGAACUCGAAGAAAAUGACGAGAGAAAAUAGGAUCCGGGAGCUCACCUCCAACUAUGGAUUUCGUGAUGAACGAGGGGAUCACGCUGAAACAGGAAAAAUAAAAUAAAUAGGUGAAAAAAACUGACAUCCAACCUCUGACGGCCCCUUACCCAGCAACACCACUUUGUCCACACAAAGACUCAUUUCACUGUGGGAUGCAGCUUUUUUUAAAAUUUCCAGACAACGCUUUAUGCCAAUGCAACGUCCUCUGCGAGCUACUGAAAAAAAAAAAAAGGAAAAGAAAAG